CAAAUAAGUUGUCCAACUACUUUUGAGAAUUUGAUCAUCUUCACUCGAAGUAGUACAAUGCUUCAAACGACUUGCAUCGUGGCUAUGCCUAUGCCUGUGGCAUUUCCCUGUUUUCGGAGUCGACCACAUGUCCUGCCUCUUCGGACCGCAAGGACCUUUAAACCACUCGCAUGUCUCAAACUAAAAGAAAGCAAACGAGUGUUCAAGCUCCAUGAGAUUGAACUUAAAGUUCGCGAUUAUGAAUUAGAUCAAUUCGGUGUUGUGAACAAUGCUGUUUAUGCAAACUACUGCCAACACGGUCAACACGAGUAUAUGGAGAGUAUCAGUAUCAAUUGCGAUGAAGUAUCCCGUUCUGGUGAAGCCUUGGCAAUCUCUGAGUUGACAAUAAAGUUUAUUGCACCUUUACGUAGUGGAUGCAAAUUCGUGGUGAAAUCGAGGAUAACGGAUGUAUCCAUUGCGCGCAUUUACUUCGAACAGUUCAUCUUUAAACUUCCAAAUAAAGAGCCUAUAUUGGAGGCAAAAGGAAUGGCUGUGUGGCUUGACAACAAGUACCGUCCCGUUCGUAUCCCAUCUCACAUACGCUCAUAUUUUGGUCACUGACAACACCAAAACGUUGUUGAUUGAUCGUGCAUUACAGGGCACGACUUA
Messenger RNA from Capsella rubella, 648 nucleotides. RefSeq names its product acyl-acyl carrier protein thioesterase ATL1, chloroplastic. Gene Ontology annotation, molecular function: fatty acyl-[ACP] hydrolase activity. Gene Ontology annotation, cellular component: chloroplast. The transcript has 5 exons. Lineage: Eukaryota; Viridiplantae; Streptophyta; Magnoliopsida; Brassicales; Brassicaceae. The coding region runs from base 58 to 600 and encodes 180 amino acids. The record is from RefSeq and is a predicted model, not a curated record.